AUGCAAACUCAUCAUCACUCUUUCUCAUCCUACAUAUCCUCUUGUGGGAGUAGUAGUACUACUAGUCCCUUCUUGGACAAUCCCGAAGAUGCCGAUGUUGUGCUUCUUGAUGACGAAGAAGCCUCCAUUUCCCUUUCUCUUGGGCCUCCCGGCCAACAUCACAACCCCAAGAUCUCUACAACUUCACCACUACUGCACCAUAACCAUUACAAUCCCAACCCUAACUGUGAUGAUGACCAGAGUGGUGUAACCGUUGCUCUACACAUUGGCCUUCCUUCCACAACAACAACAACUGCACCCAACACCACCACCACCAUCAGCACCACAACAAGUAAAACUGAUACCCUUCAGGGUCAGUACUGGAUCCCUUCCCCUGCACAAAUCCUCAUUGGUCCCACUCAGUUCUCUUGCACUGUCUGCAACAAAAUGUUCAAUCGUUUCAACAACAUGCAGAUGCAUAUGUGGGGACAUGGGUCACAAUAUAGGAAAGGACCAGAAUCAUUAAGAGGAGCAAAGCCAGCAUCUUCAAUGCUGAGGCUACCAUGCUAUUGUUGCGCGGAAGGUUGCAAGAACAACAUAGAGCACCCAAGAUCAAGGCCGCUCAAGGAUUUCAGGACACUGCAGACUCACUACAAGAGAAAGCAUGGCGCCAAGCCCUUCGGCUGCCGCAAGUGCGGUAAGCCCUUCGCCGUCCGAGGAGAUUGGAGGACGCACGAGAAGAAUUGCGGCAAACUUUGGUUUUGCAUAUGUGGCUCCGAUUUCAAGCACAAGAGGUCCCUCAAGGACCAUGUCCGCGCCUUCGGCGACGGCCAUGCUCCUCAUACUGUGGAGAGCUGUGACCAGUUCGUCGAUGAAGAAGAUGAUUAUGAACUUGAUGACGACGACGACCUAGACUUAGAAGAUAAUAACAACAAUAAUAAUAGAGAGAGAGAAAAGGAGUGCGAGAAGAUGGAGACAAACAGUGAAAUGAAAGGUAAUAAGGUUCUUGCAUUAAAUAGAGAGAGAGAGAGAGAGUCAUGAAGGUAGUCAAGAGAGUAUUCAGUGACUGCAGAUGAGAGACAGACAUGCAGACAAGGGCAGUCACAGAUUCUACUGUUCACAUCUUCGCAUUUGCUUGCCAUAGAUAUUGCGCAGAGAAAGAGGGAAACAGAGUGA
Arachis stenosperma is the source of this 1155-nucleotide messenger RNA. RefSeq names its product zinc finger protein WIP6-like. The transcript has 4 exons. Lineage: Eukaryota; Viridiplantae; Streptophyta; Magnoliopsida; Fabales; Fabaceae. The record is from RefSeq and is a predicted model, not a curated record. Gene Ontology annotation, biological process: anatomical structure development; regulation of gene expression. Gene Ontology annotation, molecular function: DNA-binding transcription factor activity. Gene Ontology annotation, cellular component: nucleus.